Paramuricea clavata is the source of this 2343-nucleotide messenger RNA. The record is from the annotation of a GenBank genome assembly. NCBI's taxonomy places the organism in Eukaryota, Metazoa, Cnidaria, Anthozoa, Malacalcyonacea, Plexauridae.
AUGGCGCUUCCACGAUGUUGUAUCCAUUUUAAAGACGGAAACGGACCCCUGACACCAUUUACAAGUGUUUCGUUUGAAAAAUUUCGGCACUGUCAUGAGAUCUGGAUAGAUUUGGAUGGGCAGCAGAGACAAGUAGCAGAGAAAUCAAAGGGUGUUUUACAGGAUGCCGACGACAAGUCUUCAGCGGUUGGGAAUUUUUAUUACCAUAGAAGCUGUUAUUCAAAGUUUACAAAUCUUACAAAUAUCAAACGUUCUCAAGCCCGAUGUGCUAAAAUUAUGGCGAACAGAUCCGUAGAAAAUCAACAAGACACAAUCAGUACAGAACCAACUUGUAGCCCACCCCCCAAAAAGAUGCUGAGGUCUUCAAUGCCAAGUACGUCCACAACAUCGCAAUCCAGCUCUAUACUCCCACCAGCAUGCAUUAUUUGUAAUAAGGAUGAAAUUUAUAUCACUGAUACGGUAAGUGAUCAUUACAUAUUUUCAGUCUAUAUCAGAGCCACUGACAUAGGGUAUAUAGCAGGGCAUAUAAAUGUUUUGUCAUUUGAAGGGGGACAUUAAGUACCUAAUUGUUACACUGGACGUCACAUAUAGUGAUAGAUUAUUCAAAUUAAAAUUUUAAAAAUGUACUGAAGAAUUAACAAAUUCUCAAUCACUUCUUACGUCAUUGGCUUACGUCGUUUUAAGAAAAACGCAAAAGCUUAUUUCUUUCUGUAUUGAACCAUAUUAUACUAUCUAUGCUAUGAUAAAUUUCACAAACAUGUCAAAUGUUUUCUGCAGCCGCACCCUUUUAACUCAUAAGUUCAUUGUAUUGUUAUCACUCAACAGUAUACCCAAAAACGCAAAUUGGGCCAGCUGAUCUCAGCGGAAACAAUCGACGGUGGGAAGCUCAGAGAAGCUGCGACGAGAAAGAACGACCAGCGGAUUCUUAUCCAUAUAUUGGACAAAGAUUGUGUCGCCGUUGAGGUGAAGUAUCACAAAUGUUGCUAUCAAAAAUACACAUCGUUCUUGAACCAUCCAGAAACCAACGAUUCAGCCAUAGAAAAUACAAUGUACUGCAAGUCGUUUAAUAAGUUUUGCACCAUCGUAAAAGAACAAGUCAUUGAUAACCAUGGCAUUUGGUAUAUGAUUAGACUCAAAACCGAAUUUGUCAAUACAGUGAGAAAAGAAGAAAAUCAAGAUGCUUCAAGUUAUGCAACAUUUCGAUUGAGAAACAGGCUGAAGAAACGAUUUCCUCAAUUAGUAUUCCAUACACCAAAGGUACGAAACAAAAAUGAAUUUGUCUACGUUGAAGACUUAAGUCGGGAAAGUGUGGUGGAGAGGCUGUUGACUACAAAGAGUGACAGUCAAUCAGAUACUUCAGAUGAUGAAGAAGACGACGAAGAUGAGCCCAAGCAAUGUGAACAGACAUCCAACAAGACUAAGAGGACGAUAGAACUGAAAGAUUUGUACGUAGUCGCACUUGCACUAAGGCAAAACAUUCUAGAAUAUUGCUCGUCAUGGUAUGAGAAUUGGCCUCCUCUUGCUUCUGACAUCACUGGAGAAAGCGUUAUGAAAGUGGUAUCCCCUCUUCUAUAUAAUUUUGUGGCGUGGUUACUUGGAUACUCCGAGGAGCCACAGGUCUCAAGCUACGUGGAUAUGAACGAAGAAUAUGCAGUUAAAGUGUACUCCAUGUGUCAAGACUUGGUUUAUAAUGCCAACAAGGGUAGAACUCAAACUCCAAAGUCCUUGGCACUGGCAAUGGCAGUAAGACAAAUUUCUGGAUGUUCAGGUUUGAUUCAUAUUUUGAAUGGUCUAGGACAUUGUGUUUCUUUGUCGUCAACAAUGGCAUACGACUCUGCCAUCGCGCAACUUGUCAUCGAAACAUCUGACAUUGUUCCAAGAGAAUUUGUCGCAGGUCAAUCGAUUAACUUAGUGUAUGAUAACAUCGAUUUUGGCGAAGAAUUCAAGAAACAGACACAUGUAACAAAUGGUAUAAUUACUCAGAAAGUUUCACACAGCCAUCAAAUUACUUCUGAAAGAGAAACAGUGAACAUACAAAAGUCGCAGCGUACAGUACAAGUGCCGGAACAAAAUAUAAUACCAUUCAGCAUUGGGAAUAAGAAGACACCAAGAUUUAAUAUUGAAAUAGAACAGGUUACUGGUAAUGUCAUGGUUCAAACAGCUGCAUCAGAGGCCGCGCAACUUCUCGAUCUGACGUAUGUACUGCUGAAAAUGGUGCCUUCAGAUGACUUGCCUGUACUUCCUGGAUGGACAGGUUUUAAUACCCUCCUGCGCAAAGAUAACAUCCCAAGUAUCUCAAGAGUUGGCUAUCUCCCUGUCAUCGACGCGUCUCCGACAGAGUAG